This is a messenger RNA of Penicillium soppii, 1428 nucleotides long. Its product is annotated as damage-control phosphatase ARMT1 family protein. The record is from RefSeq and is a predicted model, not a curated record. The coding region runs from base 1 to 1428 and encodes 475 amino acids. Gene Ontology annotation, cellular component: cytoplasm; nucleus. Gene Ontology annotation, biological process: DNA damage response. The transcript is spliced from 6 exons. Gene Ontology annotation, molecular function: phosphatase activity. NCBI's taxonomy places the organism in Eukaryota, Fungi, Ascomycota, Eurotiomycetes, Eurotiales, Aspergillaceae.
AUGGAAUUCGACCCCAAGACACCACAAUACCUCACGUCCGAUAAGUUGAGCUUUGCCUCAAUUUCGGCUAAUGAGCGCUGGCCCGUUAUCAUUACUGGUGCCAUUGAUGAUCUUCACCGUACGGUGGUAGGCGUGAAUGAUGAUGAGAAGGCUAAUGAGGGCAAGGGCAUCACCGCCAACCUGGCCAAGUUGAAGUAUGAACUUCAGCAUGACCGACAACUUAGUCCAAUUGAUGAUGAUGGACACCCAGAUAUUGCCUCUUAUAACAAGGAGCUGGAGCAGCGAGGAAACCCUCAUUGGCACGAUGUCCCUUGGCUCUACGCUGAGUGCUACCUCUACCGUCGCAUUGAAUCCCUCUUCGCGAUGUCCAAGCACUGGAAGGGCUAUGACGUGUUUGCUCGCCAGAAGAUGAAUACUUUCAAGUCGUCGCGACCAGCUGUCCUGGAACUUGCAGCUAGAUACCGUGAUAUUGUGAUUGAAGCAGAAUCUGGUAAAGCAAAAGAUGGCAAGUCCGCUGAGGAAGUUGAGGCGGCUGAGAGGCUUCUCUUUUCUGAGAUGUGCGAGAUCUGCCUGUGGGGCAAUGCUACUGACCUGUCCCUCUUGACUUCCCUUACUUAUGAGGAUAUCCAGAAGCUGCAGGGCUCUCAAGCACGUAAAGAGUCACAAAAGAACAUAAUCGUCAAUGACCUCGAUGCCGCUUUCGACGCAAUGCAAAGGGCGCGCAGGGAGAAGAAGGAUGGUGAGCGCCGCGUCGACAUUGUUUUGGAUAACUCCGGGUUCGAGCUGUUCGUCGACAUGAUACUUGCUGGCUACCUGUUGUCAGCAGGACUGGCAACUAGCGUCGUGCUACACCCCAAGCGCCUGCCGUGGUUUGUGUCCGAUGUCACCCCGAAGGAUUUCUCCGAUCUUUUGAGCAGCAUGGUCGACCCACAAGCCUUUUACACCGCUGCCGAUGAAUCCGGCAAGACUUUCCCCUCUCUUUCGGAGAAGGAGAUUUCCGAUGUCAAAUUCCUCUUCAACCAAUGGAGCGAGUUCCACCAGGAUGGCAAGCUGAUCCUGCGCCCACACGCAUUCUGGACUGCCCAAGGUGGCUUCUGGCGCAUGCCGCAUGAUGCACCAGAGUUGUUCGAGGAUUUGAAGGAGAGUGAGCUUGUCUUGUUUAAGGGUGAUUUGAACUACCGGAAAUUGACCAAUGAUGCCCAAUGGGAUCCCACAACCCCCUUCACAGAGGCUAUUGGCCCACUCGGCCCCAAGUCUGGCAUUCGUGUUCUGGCCUUCCGCACUUGCAAGGCUGACGUUGUCGUUGGCCUUCCAGAAGGGGAAGAUGAGAAGCUUCGCGCGCUGCCUGGCGGCGGUGGCUCUGAGUCUCGCAAGUGGGCCUGGAGUGGAAAAUGGGCUGUUGUUUCACUGUCUGAUGGCAAGGCCUAA